AGCGGUUUAAAUUAACGUUGCCGAGAUUUGCCAAUUUCCACGUUACUCAUUAUACAACUCGGCCACUGUUUUAUGUACCAUAUACGUACAGGUUAAUUCAUUUGCACCUUAUAGCUAGUUUAGUAGGCUACUUCUCUUUAAUGCACAGAAACCAGUACAAUAUAGGCUAGUCCCGAGUAGCCUAAUUCCUUAUGUCUUAUCGCAAUCGGAUCUUUAUUGCCAAAUUUUAGUUUAAAAUAGUUUAGUUUCAUUUUCGUGAUGAUGUCGGUAUUAUACACACAUCCAAAGCGUCGUUGCCCCAGUAACAGGCGGGGGGGAACAGUAGGUAACUACGAAAAGACAUUUGUUUAAAUUCUAAACAAAAGUUACGGAUAGGCUAGUUCCGUCCAGUAAACCUACGGCAAUGAAAUGCAAGCGAGCAAGUCUUUAAAAAUAGGUGCUAGUCUCAUUCGGUAUGGCCUUUGUCACUGGGGAAUUCAAAUGCUUAGUAAAGUUUUAAAGUACAGUAAAAAAAAAAAAAGACAUGCGAAAAGUUCAUUACGCCUCCGCGGUAUCGAAAUCAUCUUAAAGAAAUGAGACUCGGUCGCUCCGAGGGAGUCGCAUAUCUGCAGUGGGCUAUAUGAAAUCGUCACAUACGCAAUCAUACACAGCAAGCCUACACUGGAUAAUUAAACUUCGACGGGGGAGCCAAGAAAGGAGCACCAGCCUCGUACGGGGGUUUGAGACCCAGUCCCCGACUGCGGCAGACUCCAUCGCCAUGCAAACCGCGAUUACCACCGUUCUACCGGCGCUGUUGCUGAUUGGCUGUCUGGUCAGCUGUCACGGGGGCAACAUUGGCUGUGCAAUCUGGCUUCCGCACGGAGAGGCCGAGGUACGCUGUCAGAAGUGCCGCGCAGGAAACCGCAUGGUCGAUGAGCACGGUCCGGACCCAAGGAAGCUGUGUGUCCCCUGUGAAGCCGGAAACUACAUCACCGAGCCUGCAAAGUACACCUGUGCCAGGUGUACAAAGUGCACAGCUCCACAGGUGGAGAAGCAGCCGUGCACCAGCAGCAGGGAUGCGGUCUGCGGGUGUCAGGAGGGGUUCUUCUGCGCCGAUGCCACGUGCUCACGCUGCACCACGCUGUGUGGCCCGGGAACGGGCCUGACUGACAACCGUGCAGCGACCUGCCAGGUCUGUCCAAAUGGAACGUUCAACGACGGAAAACAACAGAAAUGCACUCCCUGGAGAACCAGCUGCCCUCCAGGAUACCGGAUCGCAACCAAAGGCACCGGUGUCAGCGACAUCACCUGCAAAGAAAGCAAUGAAAUCAAUGAAAACAAGGAAAACAAGGAAAACAAGGAAAACAAUGGAAUCAUCACACUAGACGUCCAAGGUCCCAACAAAGGAGCAGAUCUCCCUGCAGGAGCAGACGUAAACGUGAUCGCGGUGAUCGGCUGCUUAAGCCUGAUCACCAUCUCCGCCAUCGCCCUGGUGAUCAUGGCGGCCUGCAGGGCCCGGCGGAGAGGGCAGGAGAAGAAGACGCCACGCGAGGAACAGCCGACAGAGAAACCUAACUCAGACGGCGCACGGUGGGAGGAGCAGCAGGUGGACUGCAGUCUGUGCCAUCCCCAGCAGGAGGAAGGAGGGAGCCUGAGCUCAGACUCCUCCCAGGGGUCCAAGGACAAACUGCUCCCAGUGUGAGGCAAGGGUGGAGUGGGACGUCCUCACAAGGACAAGGUCCUCACAAGGAAAAGGUCCUCACAAGGAAAAGGUCCACACAACUUGUCCUGCGCCCUCCAUUUUGGCGAAUCCCAAAUGUAACGACAGACUCUGUAAAGACUCUUUUAUUUGUGUAAAAUAUGCCUUAUUUUCUUUCCUUUUUGUCUAUCAUUUUUUUACAUUGCUGCUCUGGGACCUGGAUGAGUGCAGUUUACUCACUGGAUUAAACACGGAACAGCACAUUCCAACAUUGUAUACCUCAUGUCCAUUUCUUUCAAAUAACCUACUGUAUGUUUGUAAAUUAAAUGCAUAAACUUGAACUUGUA
Messenger RNA from Conger conger (European conger), 2025 nucleotides. Its product is annotated as tumor necrosis factor receptor superfamily member 9-like. Gene Ontology annotation, molecular function: signaling receptor activity; cytokine binding. The transcript has 8 exons. Lineage: Eukaryota; Metazoa; Chordata; Actinopteri; Anguilliformes; Congridae. The coding region runs from base 620 to 1681 and encodes 353 amino acids. The record is from RefSeq and is a predicted model, not a curated record. Gene Ontology annotation, biological process: regulation of cell population proliferation. Gene Ontology annotation, cellular component: external side of plasma membrane.